This is a messenger RNA of Dracunculus medinensis (Guinea worm), 462 nucleotides long. Lineage: Eukaryota; Metazoa; Nematoda; Chromadorea; Rhabditida; Dracunculidae. The record is from the annotation of a GenBank genome assembly.
UCCACUAUAUUAGCUUCGAUGUUAACUGUUCGAAAUGUAUGUUGCGAUUUUUAUUUGGAAAGGCCAAAUGAGAUGAAUCGACACAUCAACCAGUACGCAGCAAGGUUGCCUAUUCUUCGUAUAUUUGGUAUUAUGGAAUCGGGUCAGAAAUGCUGUGUUCAUAUUCAUGGUGUAUUUCCCUAUAUAAUUUUGAAAACUGGUAUUCCAUUCACCGGCCAUUUAGAAAAUAAGAUUCGUCGAAUAUUAUUUGCAUUGGUUGACGCCAAAAAUUCUAAGAUUUCAUAUGGCUUUCGAAGUGCUAUCCAUGCAAUUAUACCACUGGAAACCAAAUCAUUAUAUGGAUUUCAUCUUAGUAAUGAACAUUUCAUCAAAAUUCAGUUUUUUGAUCCAUUCUACGUUAAAUCGUUAGCCAUUUAUUAUUAUAAUAUUACAUUUUCAUUGUCUUGUAUUUUUCCUUUAUAA